Molecule: messenger RNA, 167 nt
Organism: Loa loa (African eye worm)
Lineage: Eukaryota; Metazoa; Nematoda; Chromadorea; Rhabditida; Onchocercidae
Exons: 1
Source: RefSeq, a predicted model, not a curated record
AUGUUGAAUUAAAAACAGAUGAAAAUAAGGAUGAGGAUGAGAUUGAAAAUUGUCACGAAAAUAUUGAAACAGAAAUGGAAAUGGCGACAAAUAUUAAUGAUAAUUCAUUACUUAUUCCAACAGAAUCAUCCACUGUAUUAUCAGUAGCAUGUACGCUUGAUGCAAAA